AGUCCUUUUUCACCUUCUCUGAAAAUGAUCCACAGCCUGUUUCUUAUAAACUGUUCUGGUGAUAUCUUCUUGGAGAAGCACUGGAAGAGCGUUGUGAGCCAGUCUGUGUGUGAUUAUUUCUUUGAAGCUCAGGAGAAAGCAAUCGAUGUUGAGAAUGUGCCUCCUGUCAUCUCAACACCACAUCACUACCUCAUCAGCAUCUAUCGGGAUAAAAUCUUCUUUGUGUCUGUCAUACAGACAGAAGUGCCACCACUCUUUGUGAUCGAAUUUCUGCACCGAGUAGCAGACACUUUCCAGGAUUACUUUGGCGAAUGUUCUGAGACUGCAAUUAAGGACAAUGUAGUUAUUGUGUAUGAACUUCUAGAAGAAAUGUUAGACAAUGGCUUUCCACUGGCCACAGAAUCUAACAUCCUGAAGGAGCUGAUCAAGCCUCCCACAAUCCUGCGCUCCGUUGUCAACUCCAUCACAGGCAGUAGUAACGUGGGUGACACUCUUCCCACUGGACAGUUGUCCAACAUUCCUUGGCGCAGGGCAGGGGUAAAAUACACAAACAAUGAAGCCUAUUUUGAUGUCAUUGAAGAAAUUGAUGCAAUUAUAGACAAAUCAGGUUCCACAGUGUUUGCAGAAAUCCAAGGUGUUAUUGAUUCAUGUAUUAAGCUCUCAGGAAUGCCAGAUCUUUCUCUUUCAUUCAUGAACCCACGGCUGCUGGACGACGUCAGCUUCCACCCCUGCAUCCGGUUCAAGCGCUGGGAGUCUGAGCGAGUCCUUUCCUUUAUUCCUCCUGAUGGGAAUUUCAGACUCAUCUCCUACCGUGUCAGCUCACAGAACUUAGUGGCAAUUCCUGUCUAUGUGAAACACAUGAUCAGUUUUAAGGAAAAUAGUUCUUCAGGAAGAUUUGAUGUUACCAUUGGACCAAAACAGAAUAUGGGGAAAACAGUAGAAGGAGUUAUCAUGACAGUUCACAUGCCAAAGGCUGUACUUAACAUGAACCUCACUGCUACACAAGGCAGCUAUACAUUUGACCCAGUUACUAAAGUGUUAGCCUGGGAUGUUGGCAAAAUUACUCCUCAAAAGCUACCAAACCUGAAGGGCAUAGUGAACCUGCAGUCUGGAGCCCCCAAGCCAGAGGAGAAUCCCAGUUUAAACAUCCAGUUUAAGAUACAACAGCUUGCAAUUUCAGGGCUGAAAGUGAAUCGCCUCGACAUGUAUGGAGAGAAAUACAAGCCUUUCAAAGGUGUCAAAUAUAUUACAAAAGCAGGAAAAUUCCAAGUCAGGACAUGAGAAGAUGCUCUGCUGCCAAGAGGAAAUUCCCCUUAAAAAAAAACUUGACUGCUUAGUGACUUAUGUUGCUAUUAAUUAGGUGCCAAUUAAUAGGCACCAAUUAGUUUGGGAUCAAAGAAUUUGUGCAAAGCAGCUCUUAAAAUGAAGGCAUAGCUUAGAUUUUCUUAUUACAGCUUUAAAAUAAGGUAACUUUUUUUCUAAUACACAUUCACUUUUUUGUUUUUUAAUGGAAUUAUCUUGACUAGUUUGAUAGAGGUGAGCCACAGAAUGUUGCAAACACUACACUGCCAGUCAGAUACCAAAGCCCAGAGGCCAAGCACAUUCAGAAGGCCAGACAGGCCAUUGGGAGAGCACAUUUUGCUGCUGAAGCCACCUACAGAGAAAGCUCUGCUGUCCUCACAGCCAGCUGCAAGCUGGAAUUCCACAAAGCAUCACGUAAUCCCUUCAGAAAGAGAGAGCAGCAGUAAGAGGGGCAAGGGUCCCACCAAGGGCCUAGAAUAUAGCAAGUGUCACUCCUGAGAAAGAGCUUCUGAUGAAGAAAAAAACCCAUCAGCUUCAUUUCCUUGUUGUUUACAAGAAAACGCCUUUCUUAAGAAGCAUUUGCCUUAAUCAGCUUUCAUUUGUGCCAUCUGCAGAUGAGCUGAUAAAAAUAACAUUCUGCAUUAAAUCUGGGAGGUGAUUGUUGCUUCAAGUAAUCCACUUUCUUGUCACUCAGUCUGAUCAUUGCCAUCCUUUUUUUUUUUUUAAGAAGACAGUUGCAGAGAGUAAGAUCUAUUUUUACGUGAAGCCUUUGCUUUGUUUUAGGUUCCACUUGUUCCAAGUGGACACCACCAGGUUUGUGCCAUGUGUACAUUGAAGUGUAGCUUUUUAGGUAGCACAGUAGGAGUGUCAAAUGUAUUUAAUGGUUGUGUGCUUUAGUGUUAUGAAAUAAAGGGAACUCUUCUGCAAAUACCCUGUCUCUUGCUGAAACUAUUCAUGAUGCUCCUAGGCAGAAGACAUCUAAUACACAAUUAAGACAAAUAAUACAAAUAAUCUGAUAUUUGCUACGUUUUUGCUGAACCUGAUGACUAUAUGCAUCUAUUUAAAGUUCAGAAAGGGCAUUUAGGAGCAUGGCAGCUCAGCUCCCUUUCAUAUUUUGUAUUUCUAAUUGGAGAGCAAUUAAUGCUUAGGUUAUGACAGUAGAAAGGUACAACAGCAAUGAUGCAAAGCUGGAUGAACUUUUCCUUAUACAGCAGUAUAAACUUGCUGUCUCUCAACUGAUCCACAGUCCCUGCUGUCAGGUUUCAAGCCAUGUGAUAGGAACUGAAGUCUUUCAGCAGUCAAAAUUUUAAGUUGAACAACCAAAAGAAAAAAAAAAUCCAGUCUGAAAACCAGGAAGGAGAACCCAUCUGAAUGCUGGCAGCAAAUUAGGAAGGAAAGAAAUGAGCAUAUGGAAAGAAAUGAGCAUAUAUUCUCUGCUGAUAACUUUGGUAAUAUCACCUGGGUGUUAAGAGCUACCAACCUUUCAGUUCAUCUUUUUAAACCAGACAAACAGCCAUCAGGUCAUUAUUACUCCUCCUGCAGCCUCAGACUUGUCUUCAGCUGAAACUUUGUCCCAGGCUGGAGCUGCUCUCUGCCAGCAGCAGAUGGGAAACACUGCAAGAUGCCCUCUCAGAACAACCCCAUCACCAGUACUGAACAUCCAACCCUCAC
Messenger RNA from Calypte anna (Anna's hummingbird), 2973 nucleotides. RefSeq names its product adaptor related protein complex 3 subunit mu 1 (gene AP3M1). The record is from RefSeq and is a predicted model, not a curated record. The transcript has 9 exons. Gene Ontology annotation, biological process: endocytosis; intracellular protein transport. Gene Ontology annotation, cellular component: clathrin adaptor complex; cytoplasmic vesicle. The coding region runs from base 25 to 1281 and encodes 418 amino acids. Lineage: Eukaryota; Metazoa; Chordata; Aves; Apodiformes; Trochilidae.